Messenger RNA from Asterias rubens (European starfish), 3496 nucleotides. Its product is annotated as dystrobrevin beta-like. Gene Ontology annotation, biological process: synaptic signaling. Lineage: Eukaryota; Metazoa; Echinodermata; Asteroidea; Forcipulatida; Asteriidae. The record is from RefSeq and is a predicted model, not a curated record. Gene Ontology annotation, molecular function: zinc ion binding. Gene Ontology annotation, cellular component: plasma membrane; synapse. The transcript is spliced from 19 exons. The coding region runs from base 268 to 2712 and encodes 814 amino acids.
UUGAAUCAAUGCAAUAAUGUUAUCCUUCUGCACUGCAUUGCCAUGGCCGUGCGUGUGUGAAGACGGGUCUCUGUUAUACUCGGCAGUGUACACGUUUCCCCCAUGCUGGACUCCUGCACGGCUUCAACCACAUACAUGUACACAGCAGUCUCUCCAAGCGUGAGACAGCUGUUUUCUCAGUGAGGAUGUUCUUCCUAUAACUCUUGAGGAAGUUCUCAUUUUAAGGACGUCCCUCAUUACCCACGACGAUUUGGUUUACGUUGUUAUAUGUACGGCCGUGUGGACGAGGUACACGUGAACGAAACAAUCAUAUGUGAGGGUGUGGAAAUAACGCUAAAUAUUUCACUCUCGAGGAGUGUAAGGCCACGUGAGCGUCGUAACACUACUACUGCGUGUUCUGUUACUACUACUACAACUGCUUGUACCAUUCCAGGGCCUCCGCCUGUUUUAGAUGAGACCGGACAGUUGCAAGCUCUCGACGAAGCUACAGCACAGCACAAGGCAAUGGCAGACCGGAGACAGCUUAUCACCGAAAUGAGGAGUCAGAAUUUUGACGUUAUUCGCUUCGCCACGUAUCGAGCCAGCUGCAAGCUGAGAUUCAUUCAGAGAAGAUGCAAUCUACACCUGGUGGACAUCUGGAACAUGAUCGAGGCGUUCCGGGAGAACGGACUCAACACUCUGAGCGCUGUAGACGAGCUGAGCGUCAAUCGAGUAGAGACCAUACUCACGAGUAUCUACUAUCAACUCAAUAAACGCUUGCCAUCCACUCACCAGAUCAACGUGGACCAGUCCAUCACAUUGCUGUCUAACUUCAUUCAGAUGGCCUAUGAUGAUGGUGCUACUGGUAAGAUUACUGUAUUCGCCUUAAAGGUUGCUCUAUCAACGCUGUGCGCCGGCAAGAUCAUGGACAAACUCAGAUAUGUUUUCUCCCAGAUCUCGGACAGCAAUGGCGUCUUGAUCCACUCCAAGUUUGAUGAGUACCUCAAGUUGGUGCUGCAGCUUCCCACGGCCGUGUUUGAAGGACCGUCAUUUGGUUACAGCGAGAACGCCGCUCAAUCAUGCUUUGGCCAGGGACCCAAUGCCAACAGGCGAGUGACAUUGAAUGAUUUUCUGGACACUCUGUUAGCUGACCCCGGACCACCAUGUCUAAUGUGGUUCCCCUUGAUGCAUCGUAUGUGUAAUGUAGAGAAUGUGUUCCACCCGGUUGAGUGCAGUAACUGCAAGUCAGAGUCCAUGAUGGGGUACCGCUAUAAGUGUAACCGUUGCCCCAACUAUCAACUCUGCCAGAACUGUUUCUGGAGAGGCUACACGUCGGGUAGCCACACCUCCGAUCACGAAAUGAAGGAAUACUCAUCCUGGAAAUCCCCGGCCAAGAAGGUGGGGAAGGCCUUGAAGAAGCCAUUCCGCUCACCCUCCAAGCAGCAACGUAUACCUCACUAUCCAGAUGAACCUGAACGACCUCUUGACCUCUCACAUAUUGUAAAAGGCAGUGUUUCUGAACUUCUUAUGCCUGCUACUCCAGUAACGGUACUGACCUAUGACAGCCCUGAUAAUGCUAGAAUCUUACGAACGGAGGAUGAUAUCAAAAGUCUAGACAAUACUCGAUUGGAUGAUGAGCAUAGAUUGAUUGCUUGUUACGCUGCUAGGUUAGCCGCCGCUAGUAAUAACCCGCCCACAGUGUCUGAGAUUUCCGCCGAUCUCGACGCCAACAAGGAGCAGAGAGCUCUGAUUGCGCAACUUGAGGCUAAGAACAGAGAGAUAAUGCGUGAAAUCCAGCGUCUACGCCAGGAACACGACGAGGCUGUGCGAUCGCAGCCGCAACGUAACCCGACACUAUUGGCCGAGCUCAGGUUGCUACGGCAACGUAAGGACGAGCUGGAGUUGAGGAUGGCCGCGUUGCAGGAGAGCAGACGAGAGCUGAUGGUUCAGCUUGAAGGACUGAUGAAACUUCUUAAGAGUCACGGAUCCCCACGGUCCAGCCCAAACCACACCUCCAAAAACAACAACGCCUCGACGACCACGCCCACGCAUUCCGCCAACACGCCCGGCGAUAUUGGCUCCACCCGGAACGGCAAACCAGCGAGUAGUGAAGGAUCGCGGAAUCUUCGGAGUGAUCUAUUGGUAGCCGCCGACUCUGUGACAAGUGCCAUGUCAUCGUUAGUCAGGGAAUUAAACUCAGAAGCUGACGACGAUGAUGAAGAUGACGAUGAUUUCAUCUCUGAAGAGGGAACCGUCAAAAGCCCAGACACACCCAGUAAAGACAACGCUAACAGUAGAGAUGUUACGUUUAGCCAGCGAGUAGGCCAACGCUUGGGUUCCACUGGUGAGAAGAGUAACAAGAUGUCGGAACAGGACUUCAUCGCUGAGUUGACGGCGCGUAAAGAAGGCAGAUCGAGAGACCACGCGCGCCCCCCGUCGGGAUUGGAUAUCUCUGGGCAGAGUCAAACUGAUGAUGAUAGUUACAUAGCAACAGACGAUGCCGAGUCGUACGUCCGCACCGAUGAUGAGAGCUACAUGAGAACAGAUGAUGAGUUACAAGGCCGAGUCACAGAUGAUGAACUCAAAGAAGCCAAGGAGUUGUACCGUCGACACACUGAUGAUGAAAGUUUCAAUCGGACAACAACAGACGACGAGAGUUACAUCCGCACCGACGAGGACGAACCCAGGAACCCCCUCUGGGAAGACAACACCCGUCGCUGGAUCAAUCGGUGAUCGAUAACCUAACCAAUAGCCAAUGUAUUGAUUAAAUAGAGACCUUUUUAUUAUGCAGUAGUUCCGCCUUUGGGAAAUGGCGGCGAGGGGAGGGGGGGGGGGAUCUUGUAGAAAUCUAGUGAUGAAUGUUAUAUGUAGAUUUGACUAACAACUGGCACAAAACAAUUAACCGCAAAAAGCAGUAAAUGCAAUUUUUACUCGCUUAAACCUGAUCCCAAUUUUAAGUCGACAUGUAAUGAAAGUGUAAUUAAUUCAUAAAUUUCCAGUAGUGAUUUUUGUUUUUUCCCAACUUGAAAAAAAAUCCUUAACUUCUCAAAAAAAAUGGUUGCCUUGAUUUCAAUUGAGGGUUACUUGCUUUCCACUUGGGUUGUCAGUGAGCUCUUCGUCCUUUUCAGUAAAAAGGAGUUCUUUUUUGCAUAAUCAAGGCCACAAUUAUUGGUCUUUGCAGAUUUCUUGGUUAUAUUUAUUCACAUGAAAACAUCGUUGUUCAACUGUUAGAACAGUUUGUUCUGGGCUUUUUUCUACCCCUGGCCAAUGAAUGAAAGAUUGGAGCCCUUGAAAAUUGCCAAUUAAUCUGUCAAUCAGCCUGGAUAUUAACCGCGAGCAAUUACAUCACAUCUUAGCAAUGCUAAGGUUGUGGGUUCGAAUCCCACUGAGUGAUUUGCCUGUUGAUUUUGUUCACAGACCAAAGCGGGAGUGUACCGAAUACACAAUGCUUAAAGGGAAGGUACACGUUUGGUAAUUACUCAAAACAAAUACUAACUUAAAAACCGACUUGGUAACG